GACAUACGGUGCGGUAUCCUCUCGCGAGAGUUGGUUAGCAGUCGCAGCAGCUCUGAGCGGGACUCUUCAGUUCCCCCUGUAGCCGGGCAGUGUGUACGGGAGGCGGCCUUUUUGAAAAAACAGUCAAGAUGGAUGAAAUGGAAGACAACACCACCGUCCUGUCUACGCUCCGGUCUUUUAAUAAAUUCCUCUCCCAGCCGUUUGAGGGUACUCCCCCCAGCGCCAAUACCUCCAACACAAGCGGAGCUUCUUUACAGAUGCAGUUUCAACAAAGAUUCCUGCUGGAGGACCAGGCUGCACAGAUUCGCUCAAAGUCACAAUUUAUUCAGGUGGAAAGAGAGAAGAUUCAGAUGGAGCUGAGCCAUAAGCGGGCCCGUAUUGAACUGGAAAAGGAAGCCAGUACUAAUGCCAUGAACUAUGAGCGGGAAGCGGACAGAAACCAAGAUCUGCUUACGCGCAUCAAAGCUCUAGAGGAGAAGGAAAUGGAAUUUCAAAGUAAACUCCAGGAGCAGACUGAAAUGUAUAAGUCCUCUAAGAAGACAAUAGAAUUGCAGAGCAAGAAACUCAUUGAAAAAGAGAACAAACUCGCUGAGGCCAAUGAGGCUAUCAGUGUGUUAAAGGGGAAAGUAUCUGAACUCCAGUUGAAGGUCAUGAAUCAAGAAAUGCAAAUAAAAACUCAGGAAACCGAGAAGCAGGAGCUGAACGAACAGCUGGAAAUUCUGCGCAAGAAGAUGCAGGAUAGCACUCACACAACACAGGCUUUACAGGAACUUCAGGUGUUAACUACAGACUAUGAAUUAAAGAUAAAGACCUUGGAACAGAAACUGUCAUCUCAGGAGCAGGAUGCUGCCAUUGUGAAGAACAUGAAGUCUGAUCUGGAAAAACUACCAAAGAUUGAGAGGGAACUACAGCAGCUAAGGGAGGAGAAUUCUUACCACAGGGAAAUGAGAGAAAAUAAUGCGCUGCUGAAGGAAGAGGUGGAAUCACUGCGCAGAGCUGCUGAACGCUAUGACCGAAUGAAGGAAGAACUGGUUGCUUUAGAGCUAGAUAAGGAAAAAAUUCUUAAGAAAUUGAAGAGCUGGGAGAACAUGGAGCAAACUACUGGCCUCAGCAUUAAGACUCCAGACGAUAUCUCCAGACAGAUACUUGCCAUUCAGCAGCGGGAGAUUAAGCUGAAAGAAGAAAACCUCAGCAUUACUAACAGUGCCCGGAUGUUCGAAAGUGCCAGGAAGAAGCUGCAGGAAGAGCAGCUGAAGACUCAAGGCAACUACCUCGAGGAGAAGAAGAAAAGAGAACAGCACGAAGCGCUGGUGAGACGUCUGCAGAAGAGGGUGCUGCUGCUCAGCAAGGAGAGAGAUGGAAUGAGGGCUAUCCUGGAUUCAUACGAUAGUGAGCUGACUCCAUCGGAGCACAAUCCACAGCUCAGUCGCCGUCUCCGUGAGGCUGAAGAGAAUCUGCAGAAAGUCCAUGCACACAAUGCUGAAAUGGAGGUUCAGUUGUCUCAGGCUUUGGAAGAAACUGGUUUGCAAAAACAAAGGGCUGAACUGCUAACUGCAGAACUUAGUCUUCUGAAGUCACAGAUGAGCACGACGGACCAGAGCGCCUCCAUCACGAGCGAGGCCGUCAAUUCUCUCAGGUUGAAAAUUGAGGAGCUUGAAGCCGAACGUGGCCGGUUAGAGGAGGAGAAUAGAAACCUGGAGAUGAGGCUGGAGAGACUGAGUCUUCAGGGUUGCUAUGAUCCAAGCAAAGUAAAAGUGAUUCAUUUUAGUAUGAAUCCUGCAAGUAAGGCCAAACAGCAGCGCAAGGAUGAAGUCCAGAACCUCCAGGAGGAGUGCAAUAAACUCAGGGAACUCGUCCGUAUUUUGGAGGGAGGCGCCGCAGUUACUGACAAACUUGAAGUUGCUGGGAGUAUUCAGACACCUAUUCAGGAAGUCACAGAGCUAAAGAAACAAGUGGAGAGUGCAGAACUGAAGAACCAGCGUCUCCGGGAAGUGUUUCAAACCAAAAUCCAUGAAUUCCGCACUGUAUGCUACAUGCUGACCGGAUACCGGAUUGACAUCACUACGGAGAACCAGUACAGACUCACCUCCAUGUACGCAGAGCAUAAGGACGAUAAUUUGCUUUUUAAGUCAACAAGUCCAUCUGGUGGAAAGUUGCAACUACUGGAAACCAACUUCUCCAGGACCUUGAAUGACUUCAUUGAUCUUCACCUACACCACCAGAACAGCAUCCCAGCCUUCUUGAGCGCUGUCACGCUUGACCUCUUCAGCCGUCAAACUUUUGCCUAGAAGACGUUGAGACCCUUUCCCUUUACCCCUUAUCCCUAACCUGUAACUUACCCAAUAAGAAGCCACGUCAGAUUUCGCACAACUUCUAUACAACACUGAUAUUUCUUACAGAAGUAAUUGGGGGGAGAGGGGGGAGGCUAACUGGGUUGUAUACCAUGAACUCUAGUGUCAACAGGAGCCGCGUUCUGCUAUAUUUUUGUAUAAUUUGAUCUACUUUUUCAGGGUGAUACAAUACUUUGUAUUUAAUAUAUUUUGCAGGGGGUGGUUAUUUUUUUUUUAGAAGAGGAUGCAUAAUGGACCAUCUACAAAUAAAUGUGGGCUACUAUAUGAACCAGUUAGUUUGAAAGAGACAGUAACUUUGGUCAUGACAUGAAUCUAUUUCUAUGGUAUGGGCCUUCACCUCAAAGCGGAAUGCGAAAGAGUCUAGUCAAAAUGAGUUUCCCAUCGAACCUUUUUCCUUUGUAUGUGUCCCAACUCUGUUUUUUAGAGAUCAGUCCCAUCUUGAAGGUGGCUGUAGACUUGAAGGUGGCUGUGGCCUGUAAUUGAAUUAUUAUAUGGUAUACUAAAUAACAUUGUAUAGUACGAGCAUUGACUUUGCACAUAGAAGACUCUCUUAGUGGCUGGCAUGGACUCGGUCAAGUCAAAUGCCGGUCCCUCGGGUAUGGAAUAGACUUGAUUUGAAUGUAGCCUUUCACGGCAUCAAUAAUUGAAAAGGUUACCGUGCACCCAUUCAUUAUGGCAUUUGAGCUGUAUCUUAUGUUACUGAAGGCACGUAUACAACAGCUUGACUUCUUAUCAUGGUAUUUCAGUGUCACAUCGAGAAAUUGACCUGCUGACUCCUUUCUUCAGUGUCUGCUGAUAAUGAUGAUGAUUUAACUAUCUAUUCAUCGAUUCAGACCUUUUACUGUAACAUUUCUGACUAUUAUUGAGCAGUUAUGGCUUUUUUUUUUACCAAAUAAAAGUAAA
Hyla sarda is the source of this 3254-nucleotide messenger RNA. RefSeq names its product mitotic arrest deficient 1 like 1 (gene MAD1L1). The transcript is spliced from 18 exons. Gene Ontology annotation, biological process: attachment of mitotic spindle microtubules to kinetochore; mitotic spindle assembly checkpoint signaling. The coding region runs from base 129 to 2288 and encodes 719 amino acids. Lineage: Eukaryota; Metazoa; Chordata; Amphibia; Anura; Hylidae. The record is from RefSeq and is a predicted model, not a curated record. Gene Ontology annotation, cellular component: mitotic spindle; kinetochore; nuclear envelope.